AGUUCUUUCACAACUCGGCAUUUAAUUUAGAAAUUAAAAGUAUUUAUCUAUAUCGGCUCCAGUAUAUGUUGUCAUAAAAGUCUCAUAGUCCUGUUGUCUUCCGGGCAUCGAAAAAACAAAGCGUUGCUGCGUUGCUGUUGCUGUUGGAGGAGGUUGUAGUUGCUGUAGCUGCUGCGGCUGUUCAUGGCGCUGGAAGUGGGCGUUGCUUGAACUCCUUAACGUCUUCAAAUCCUCUAACUCAAUCAGGACGUAAUUGAUCUUAAUGUCAGUGGCCUGCACUGGUAGGAAGAUCACCAGCACAACUCAAUCCUCCGUGUGCGUCACUUGAAUUGCCUGAUAUCAAGAAAUAUAUAUCCUAAUCCACAAUGGGGGAGCCAGCAUUGGAUCAAAUUGUUAUGACACCAAAGUGCAAAACAUCUAAUUCUACAACUUUAAUUAUUGAGAGGAAAAGUAAAGCGUCCGUGAAUGGUGAUGGCACAGUGCAUGUUGCUGGUGGAGAUCACAAGGGCAUUGUCAUCAAUAAAACUGCUCAAAGUGAUCUUACUGCAGACAUACCCGCUCAACUCUCUUUAGAAUUCCGUGUGUUCUUGGUCAGUGCUCAAACUGGAAAGCAUACACAAGAAAGCAGGCAUCUACAAUUUUGGUUUAUAUCCUCAUUACCUGACUGGCAACAACCUCAUAUUGCUCAAGAAUUUUUCAAAGAGCUUGUGAGUCCUCAAGAAUUCCCCCGUGACUAUGUUGGCUUCAUUAAAAAACUCAUGAAGCUAAUGCAACACCGGUAUUCUAGUAUUCGUCGUCUGGAAAUAGAACUUAGGCAGCUAGAAUCCGUGGCCCCACCAACAAGACCAUUGUCUGCCGAUGAAAGUAUUUUGGGUCAAAAGAUUGAGCUUACAGAAGAAAAGGUUCUGGAGUUAAUUGAGUCAUCCUACCCUAAUCCUAUCACCAUCCAAGAUAUUGCAAAUACUCAUGGAUGGGAAAUGGAACAAGUAGCUUCUUGUAUUGAGCAGCUUCAAAGUAAAGGUCUUGUUAAAUCAUUGGAGCAUGGUGCAUUUACACGAGUUGGACAAGCAGACUCUGAAAUUCAGAUUGUCAAGCAAAUGCCAACAAUGGUUAGUGCAAAGCAGCCUACAAUUGCUGUCAUUACAGCUCAAUAUUGUGAAAAGAUAGCUGUGGACGCUAUGCUUGAGAACAAAGAAACAUUUGUGCGUUACACCACAGUUGGUCUUCCAGCAGUUCAGCUUCCUGAUGGAACUUACUAUAAGCCAACUAGAUUUGGAGAGUCUAAUGUUUACACUCUGGGCAACAUUGGGGCCCACCGUAUUGUAAGCACUAAACUGCCAAGUGUCGGUCAUACAAGGGAGGCAAUGACUGCUGCAGGGAACACUACAACCAGGCUGUUGGGUACCUUUCAGAAGGUUGACUAUGUCUUUUUGGUGGGAGUUGGAGGUGGUGUUCCUCACUAUACAGACUAUUCCAAACAUGUGAGAUUGGGUGAUGUGGUUGUAUCACACCCAAGUAGCAACCAAAAGAAAAAAUAUGUGUACACUUAUUGUGGAUAUGUCCGAUGUGGUGAAGGAGAAGGAGAUUUUGAGUUUGAUACUAAGGAAUACUGUCCAAACAGUUUGAUUCUCCAGGACAUAGCAGCUCAGCUUAAGUCUCAGGAAGAAAAAUCUUUUCCAUGGAUGCAGUAUUUAAAUGAAGCCUUGAAGGGUAUUACAUCAAAUGAGCUUGAGCAAGAUUUUACAAGGCCGAAUGCUGACUCUGACAAACUCUUCAUGUCAAUUGGGGAACGUGAUGUCAUUGAAGUUGCCCAUCCUUCACCAGCUGAAGGAGCAUCUAAAAGACAAGAAGGAUGCCCUCGUAUUCAUCUUGGGUCUAUUGCUUCUGGUCGAAAAGUGGCACGAGAAGAUAUGUUACGUCAAAUAUUCUCAGCCAAGUAUGGUGCAUUGGCUUAUGAUUGUGAGUUUGAUGCUGUAAUUGAAAGUGUGCAAGGAAACUGUCGUGACAACUUCGCGAUAUUGAGAGGCAUCGCUGAUUACAAAGAUGGUGCCCGUCGUUCUGAAUGGCAGCCGUAUGCUGCUCUUGCUGCUGCAAGUGUUAUGAAGGCCAUGAUAUGUGGUCUUGAAGCACCAUCUGACUAAUAAUGGUCUUUGGUGCUUUGUUUUUGAACAUCACUUUCUCCACUCUUAAAUUUAAUACCUUUUAAUUUAAUCACUGCUAUUUAUUGUGUACAACUUUUCUUAUGAGGGACUUUUUCCCAGAUUCCAUUUUUACUGUAGGCUGAAAUCUCACUUAAGCUAAAGUAGUUGAAAAUUUUAAAUUUUUGUUUUACUGAAGUGUUUACAUUUAUAAUGUUAUUGAGACUGGGAACUACUUAGGCCGCUUUUAAGUGUAAGGCCCCUGAAGUGCAAUUUGUGUUUUGGUCACUGGUUCAUAACGCUCUGUCUAUGACAAUCACCCUACCUCAGUGGAGCAUAGCAAUAUGAGCAGAGUCUCAAAAAAUCAAAUCUGAAUCACUCAGUGUUCUACUAAUUACCUUCAACAAGGUAGUGUGGUUCCUAUAUUUUGUAGGUAGAUUUGUUUUUGCUAAAUAUUGAUGACUUGUUACAUUUACUGGUAUGUAAGUACUAUAUACAUUUAAGCUACACACUGCCUGGAAUGAUGAUGUUUUAUCUGGACUGACAUUGAAUCAUGUGGCCUUUUUGAUACAAAGCAGGGUGAUGAUAACUGACAGAAUAUACUGUAAUUUGCAUCAUUUAUUUUUCUCAAUUAUUGUUUUAUGUUCUCUUUUUGUUGAGGAUGUGUCAUACUUUUGUUUUUAUUAGGUAUUUUUUCCUCAUGGACAUUCUACAGUUCAGUUGUUUUUUCUUUGUUUUUUCAAAUUGCCAAAAAACUAUCGUUGGUUGUCUUGUUGAAGAAGUUUGCAACAUCUGAAUCAGUCUUUCAAUUUUUGUUUCUAACUGUAACGUUUGAGAACACAUUCUUGCAAAAUUGUUGACAAAAUGUUUUAAUUGACUGAAUCAACAAAAGUUAGCUCAAAUCCGUGGGAGAAGUGUUGCACAACAUAUACAUUUUUAUUGUAUAUCUCUAGAUUAGGGAUAUUUUGCUCACUGGAGUAGAAUAUAAUUGUUUUAUUGGAGCACAUAUCUAGCAAGGGAGCACAUCUUACUACUCCUAUUUAUUUACAUUAACAUAAUAUUUAAGAGAAAGGAAAGGUGAACUUUUACCUUGUUGAACUUUUUUAAAGAGGUGAAUAUGUCUGUUGAUGCUUUAUGUGAUCUAUUGAAGAAUGCUAUUACUAUUGUAAAGUAGUAGUUACAUUAUCUCUGUAAAAUUGUAAAAGUGAUUUCACAAGUUUUUGACUAUUCCUAGUCAAUUUUUAUUUCUGGUCUGGUGGAAACUAUUCUAGUGGAAGAUAGUAUAGAAUUAAUUGAUCUGUAGCUAUUCACAAGGAAAUUGCUUGAUAAAAAUGAGACCAACAUGGUAUUCUUCAAGUUUUUUUUGUUUUUUUUUCUCUAGUCUGGAGCUGUUUUUUGUAGGUUUGGGGUCUAGUUUACUUCUAAAUGUUUAUUUUUAGAUCCUUUCUGUUUUUUGUUUUUUGUUUGUUCUGAGCACAUUGUUGAAUCAAGGCACCUUCCUGUAGAACAUAAGUAUCCGUUUAGAGGGAUCAACCUUCGCUGUGCAGACAACUGCAUUAGAAAUUCUUAACUUUUGAUGUUUUUGGAAAUCAUUGGACAUCAUUACAAAAUCUGGCUUUAGUGUCAUUCUUCUACAGAUUUUCUUUUGUAAUCUGUGUUAAUGUGAGCAAAGGAAUUUUUGUUUCACCUUGUGUGGUCAACCGUUGCUCUUACUUGCUACCGUAGUUUUAUCUAAUUUUACUCACAAUCAAAUAUUUGUUGCCUGCGUUUAUCUUUCCAUGACAUGCUGUGUUUUCUGUGCCAAUACCCAAUAGAGCAUUUGUUACUUAUUUGCACUUGCCAACUUAAAACCUUUUAAUUGUCUUCUGCAGAUCAAGUAAAUAUCCAUAUUAUUGGUCAUUACAAUUUCUUUAUCUAUUGUUUCCUUCCUUCAAUCUAAAGAUUGUGAACUGCUUUUGGCACUGGAUAUUUUUUUAUGGUUUUGCUAUCACUAAACAAAGUGCUGUGACUCUGCAAUUUUCCAAUCUUUAUAAGCUUAUUCACAUUCAGAUUAAUUAGUGUAAUUGAUCUCAGAGGUGAAUUUUAGACCAAAGUUAUUUAUUGGAAGAUGUAUGAUUAUUGUUGUUUUACGUAUAACCUUUCCAUUUUUAUUUGAUUUUAGUGUGUCAUGCUAACUUCUUUGGAGGUUUAAAUGCCUUUUAGCUCUGCUUAGAAUAUGUUAACUUAACAGUUCUUUUCCAUUUCUUUAGGUGUCAGCGUCAGCUGUUUAAAUUAUGUUUUGUCCAUGUGUCGCAUGCAAAUUCACUCAACAGUUCCUCUGCAUUAGUUCCUUGUGAUAAUCUCGGUAAUUUUACUUUUUGAAUCGAGUAUGUAACUAAUAAAUAAAUACAUGUAUUGUGAGCCACGAGCUGUGCUAAUCUUAGGAAUCUUUGUAUGCCAACGUUAUCUGUGCCAGCCAUUCCAACUCUUGCCAUCUUUACUUUAAUAUUUUUUUCUCUAUCGUCUUUCUUGUGGCUGCUUUGUUUUGUGUAGAUUUUAUUUUUCUAUUCUUCUUAUUUGCCUUUUGGCUUUAUCUGUGUAGUUUAUUUUAUGCUGUCACUUAGGAAUAUUGCUGUACAUGUACAAUGUUGCUAGAUGUGCAUAGUGAGCUUUCCAUCUUUCACCUAUAGUUUCAGGUGAGAGAGUUGUUAAGCCUGCCCUAUUUUCUCUGUACUGUUCUACUUUAAAGGUACAUUAUUAAAAUUUACCAUGAUAUUUCAA
This is a messenger RNA of Frankliniella occidentalis (western flower thrips), 4898 nucleotides long. RefSeq lists its product as uncharacterized. Gene Ontology annotation, biological process: nucleoside metabolic process. The coding region runs from base 366 to 2141 and encodes 591 amino acids. The transcript has 14 exons. Gene Ontology annotation, molecular function: catalytic activity. The record is from RefSeq and is a predicted model, not a curated record. Lineage: Eukaryota; Metazoa; Arthropoda; Insecta; Thysanoptera; Thripidae.